Molecule: messenger RNA, 4952 nt
Organism: Solea solea (common sole)
Lineage: Eukaryota; Metazoa; Chordata; Actinopteri; Pleuronectiformes; Soleidae
Gene: itga11a
Product: integrin, alpha 11a
Exons: 30
Coding region: 101-3703 (1200 amino acids)
Biological process (GO): cell adhesion mediated by integrin; integrin-mediated signaling pathway; cell-cell adhesion
Cellular component (GO): external side of plasma membrane; integrin complex
Molecular function (GO): integrin binding
Source: RefSeq, a predicted model, not a curated record
UUUAACUGCGCCCGCCACUGGGUCUCUCCGCUUCAGCCCACCACAUACACAUUCCCAGCAAUUCACACUCACACACUCACUCACACACUCUCACACACACAUGCAUAUUUGCACCGGCAAACAUAUGGAGUACUACUGCAUCCUCCUGUUCUGGAUCUGUAGCCAGCAGUUGGGAUCUAGUGACUGUUUCAAUAUUGACACGAAGAAACACAGGAUCAUCAAAGGCCCUAAACAAGCCCAGUUUGGAUACACUGUUCAGCAACAUGUGGCUGCAGGAGGAGAAAAGUGGUUAUUAGUGGGCGCUCCAUAUGAAAUGAAUGGCCCUUACCAGACGGGGGAUGUUUACAAAUGUUCACUGAGCAAACGAACCAACGGCAAUGGUUGCUCCAAGCUCAACUUAGGAAGGAUAUCUCUGACCAAUGUAUCAGAGCGCAAGGACAAGAUGAGGCUGGGAAUGACGCUCACAUCCAAUCCCACAGACAACAGCUUUGUGGCCUGCGGGCCAUUGUGGUCCUAUGAGUGCGGCAGCUCUUACUACAGCACGGGCAUAUGCUCCAGAGUAAAUGCAAGCUUCAAGUUCUCCAGAACGAUUGCUCCUGCUUUUCAGAGAUGUGAGACCUAUAUGGACAUAGUAAUUGUUCUGGAUGGCUCAAAUUCCAUCUAUCCCUGGACUGAGGUGCAGGCUUUUCUCAUCAACAUCCUUCAGAAGUUCUAUGUUGGACCGGGUCAAAUUCAGGUCGGAGUCGUUCAGUAUGGUGAGAAGGUGGUUCAUGAAUUCAAACUAAGUGACUACAAAUCAGUAGAAGAAGUGGUGAAAAGAGCACGCAGUAUCAACCAGCGGGGUGGUGAAGAGACCAACACAGCUCUCGGCAUCAAUGUAGCUCGCUCACAAGCUUUCAAACAAGGAGGUCGGCGUGGUGCCAAGAAGGUGAUGAUCGUGAUAACCGACGGAGAGUCACAUGACAGCCCGGACCUCCAGCAAGCCAUUGAGGACAGUGAGAAAGAUGGCAUCACCCGAUAUGCUGUUGCUGUCCUCGGCUACUACAACCGUAGAGGAAUUAAUCCCGAGGCCUUCCUCAAUGAAAUCAAGUAUAUCGCCAGCGACCCAGAUGAUAAGCAUUUCUUUAAUGUGACUGACGAGGCAGCGCUGAAGGAUAUUGUGGACGCUCUUGGAGAACGGAUCUUCAGUUUAGAAGGGACCAGUAAGAAUGGGACAGCGUUUGGCCUCCAGAUGUCUCAGGCUGGAUUUUCCGCACACAACGUAGAGGAUGGGAUUCUGGUGGGUGCUGUUGGGGCUUAUGAUUGGAAUGGAGCAGUGCUGAAAGAAACUCGACAGGGGAAGGUGGUCCCCCCUAAGUCCUCCUACACAGAGGAAUUCCCGGAAGAACUUAAAAACCAUGGUGCCUACUUGGGUUAUACUGUGACCUCUGUGGUGUCGGCCAAAAAUGGUCGUCUACUCGUAGCAGGAGCUCCACGAUUUAACCACACUGGCAAAGUCAUCGUCUUCACUCUAAAGAACUCUGGCAACCUGACCAUCCUGCUCUCCCUCAAAGGCCAUCAGAUUGGCUCCUAUUAUGGCAGUGAAAUUGCACCUUUGGAUAUUGAUGGAGAUGGUAUAACUGACAACCUUUUAGUGGCAGCACCGAUGUUCUUCAGUUCAGGCAUGGAGAAAGGAAAGGUCUACAUCUACAGAGUGACAGAGCUGAAUCGUUUCAUCCCUGAAGGGGCACUGGAAAUCCAUAACGGUGGCCAGAAUGCCCGGUUUGGUUCGUCGCUUGCGCCUGUCCCCGAUCUCAAUGGUGAUGGCUUCAACGACCUGAUCGUGGGAGCUCCACUGGAGGACGACCACAAAGGAGCCAUUUAUGUUUUCUUUUGCCAGCACAACAGAAUAAUUCGCAAAUACAAACAGAGGAUUGCAGCAGCAGAUUUGUCUCCUGGCCUGCAGUAUUUUGGGCGUAGUAUCCAUGGUACAAUGGACAUGAACGAUGACAGAUUGGUGGACCUGGCAGUAGGUUCCCUUGGUGCAGCAGUUCUCCUCUGGUCACAGAGUGUUGUCCGCAUAUACGCCACUGUCAGGUUUGAGCCCAGUAAGGUCAACAUCUUUGUGAAGGACUGUCAGAGAGGUGGCAAAGACGUGACCUGUAUGUCAGCCAUUGUAUGUUUCAACAUCACUGCCAGGACAGCCAUCCUUCCCACACAGGAAAUUGGAAUCAAAUAUAAUGUCUCGAUUGCGGAGAGACGUUUCAAUCCUCGUGCCAUACUGGACAACCUGAACAAAAUGCAGCCUCAAAACCUGACCCUUCUUCCCGGAGAGGAGACCUGCGAGCACAUCUACUUCCAUGUCAUGGAGACCACAGAUUAUGCAAGGCCCAUAGUGUUUGCUGUUCAAGUGGGACUGCGAGAUCCCGACCAAGGACCAGUUCUAGAUGACAGCUGGCCAACUGUGGUGAGGACUGAGCUGCCCUUCUGGAACGGUUGUGAUGAGGAUGACCGCUGCAAACCGGACCUUGCUUUGCAGAGUAUGACCGACCUGAUGACGAGAAAUCAGUUCUGUGCUCAGCCUGUACAGACGCGCGGGGCUUUCUGCCACCAUUUAAAUGAACAAGAGACAGAGGGGAGUCUGCGGGUGAUAGAGGGAAACAGGAGGAGGAUGGUGGUUGAUGUCCGACUGGAGAACAAAGGAGAAAACGCCUAUAAUGCUCGACUUAAUAUCACCUACUCACCCAACCUACGCUUCUCCAGCCUGAUAGUCAAGGACAACUCCGACAUCAAGAUUGAGUGUUUUAUUGAGGACAAACUGCGGAAUCAGAAGAUCUGUAAUGUCAGUGCUCCAUUCAUGAGGGCCAAAUCUCAGGUAAUGUUUCGCCUGGAGUUUGAGUUCAGUCGUACUGUCUUCCUGGAGCAUGUCCGAGUCAUCCUGGAGGCCAACAGUGAUGGCGAGGAAAUGAGCACAGUUGAUAAUUUCAAUGAUAUAUAUUACUCACUGAAGUAUGAGGCAGACCUUCUCUUCACCAGGGACUCAAAUCCCACUCGGUAUGACAUCAAGUCUGAGCUUUCUCUGGAGGAGCCUGGAGUCAUCGGUCCUCCUGUCAACUUCACUUUCCAAAUCCAAAACCUUGGCUACUUUCCUGUAAAAAAUCUGCAACUCAACAUUGAGAUCCCAGAGAUGACGAAAAAUGGGAACCAGCUCCUGCAGAUAUCUGACUUCUAUAUCGACCAGAGAGAUGGUACGCACUGUUUACCACCACAACACGUGGCACAGAGCAGGGCAUCGCCUGAGGACCUUUCACGCUUCUCCCGAUUGAACCGAUCAAACACUUUGACACUGCCAAUCCAGUGCUCAGUCAGUGUGGCAUCCCAUAGAGAGAUAGCAGUCAGAAUCGCGGGAGCUCUGCGUAUAGAUACGUUACAUGCACUGAAGUUUAAAAUCCUGGAACUGGUAACCAGUGCAUCUGUGGAGCUCCCCUCCUCCAGCCCCAUGUUUCUACAUGAAGAGAGGCCUGUCAGACAUAUUAUACUGGAGAUAAGGAAGGAGGGAGAUUACAGAAUCUCUAUCUGGAUUAUCAUUGGUAGUACGCUGGGAGGACUCCUACUCUUGGCUCUGCUUAGUCUUGCUCUAUGGAAGCUCGGCUUCUUCCAGAGGCAGAAGCGGAGAGAUGAAGACGAGCCGGAGGCCAACGGGAAAGUGACCGAAGAGCGGUAACGCAGGCUGAGGGCUCCGAGCAAAUGCCUUUUCCACAGGGGACCCCAACACUCAGGGACCAACCCACAAUCCCCUGCUUCCCAACACCACAGUGGCACUGUGUAGACAGCUCCGCAUGACGGCUGCAGCAAGGCUUUUUUCAGUGCACUGGAUCUGUCCCGCGCCAUAUGACCCCUGACCCACAAGAGUCAGCACUGUCACAUUCACUUAGCAAUCCUGCACUGUCACGACAUCAGGGCCUUUUCUGUUCACAUAUCCCACUGUCUGCUGCGUCGUCCCUUCAGCGACAUUGGAGCUCUCAGUUUCUUGCCUUCAGGCUGGAGUUCUGGUGCUUUUUGAAAAGAAAAAUCAAGUGACAGAACUUUUGGACAAUUGAUAUAUGAAUUUUCCAAGAGGUUCUGGCCACUUUGCCCUUGAGGCUCAUUUAAGCCAGUCACUCUUUUGUCUUGUCCUCCUGUGUAUUUAUUUAACUCCUAAAGUAAAUUUGUAAAGAUAAUAAAAAAAAACCUCAAGGGUGAGUCACCCACAAGUGUAAAGUGACUAUAUUGUAUAUUGAAUUCAUCUUAAUUUAUAAAGACACAAAACUGAAGUAAAGUCACCAUUGUCAAAGGAAGAUUUGUGAUGUUUAACUUUGAACGACUUGGUCUUUUGCUGCAGAGAAGAACUUUUGUAUGACUUAUAUGUAUCUUCUCUCGAGGUCACUCCUUUUCUUUUAAUAUUUUAAUGCAGGAUGGUCUUCAAACAUUUGAUGCACUUUUACUUUGUACAAAGUUAACUUGAAUUUUGUAAAUAGACAAGUAGCUUUUUAUACCCUUUCCGUAUUAUAAUAGUUUUCAGUAUUUUCCCAUAGGUUUAUGGCAUUAUACUUUGUAAUGUCAGCUACAUGGCAAGAUUGAAAAAGUCAGCUUUGUGAUACUGAACCUGAACACGAGACAGUUUGAGGCCUUUUAACAUGCACUGCAUCAGAGCAAGGGGAUGUGCAUAAAAUACUGCUUUUCUGGAAUCAUUUUAAUUUAAAAUUGUAAUAUAAUCUUGACCUUAUUAUGUAAAGUGCCUUGAGUUAAUGUAUGCUGUAAUUUGGCACUAUUCUAAUAAAUUUAACUGAAUUGAAUUAACUGUUACUGUUACUUAGAUGCCAUAAAAAUGAGUCAACAUUUCCGUGCCAGUGUGACAAAUGAAUGUGUGUUUGUUUUGUUUUGAUGAGGUGUGAAGAGACGUAAGACGCUGACAAAUAAAUCAUUUCAACAGA